Molecule: messenger RNA, 1063 nt
Organism: Colossoma macropomum (tambaqui)
Lineage: Eukaryota; Metazoa; Chordata; Actinopteri; Characiformes; Serrasalmidae
Gene: ucmaa
Product: upper zone of growth plate and cartilage matrix associated a
Exons: 5
Coding region: 110-517 (135 amino acids)
Biological process (GO): regulation of osteoblast differentiation; embryonic skeletal system development
Cellular component (GO): extracellular matrix
Source: RefSeq, a predicted model, not a curated record
CUUCUCUUUCUCUCACUCACCCACACUCAUGCAGCCUCUGCCAGGUUCCAGACUGCUGUGGCUGUGCUACCUGUAGAAUACACUCUCACACGGACACGCUGGCUGAACCAUGGCUUGGGUGCGCAUUGUUCUGCUGACCCUGCUGCCCACCAUCCUUAUCCUAACUGUGCUGUCUGGGGUAGAAAGUGCAGCAGUGAAGGAUGGAAAAGACAAUGAACCUAAGGGACCCUCUAAGCGGGUUUUCGUGCCAGCAUCAGACGCCUCCAACUUUUUCAAGAGACGUGGCCGCAGAUCCCCCAAAACAUACGCUGAGUAUUUUGCUGAGCAGAAAGUGCAGUUGGCAGCUUCGGAGCGCAGGAGGGAGUACUAUGAGGAACAGAGCAGCGAGUAUGAGAACCAUGUGGAGGAAGCACGAGACGAGCAGUAUGAGAGGAACCGGGAAAAGAUGGAUCAGUGGAGGCAGUAUAACUACGACGGGCAAUACCCACGAUACCCUCACCACCGCCCCUACUACUGAGCACGCUCAUACAGCCCCACAGCACCACACCUGCCUUAACACGAGCAUCACUCUGAAAUGUAGCAACAUUUUCAUUGGAUCAGAUGCCUUUUUUCCCUAAAACUUAUUUCAUUUGCAGUUAUAUACACUUUGCAAGUGCAUUAAUGUCACAAAGCGUUGAACUCAUUUAUUCUGCUUAUAUUCUCUUUAAAAAGAUGUACUCUGAAUUUUAUUGUCUGGUUACUUGCUACAUUAAUCUGUAAACUUUAUUCUUAUAUAUUCCAGUUUUGCCUUAAAUAUUAUAAGUUCUAGGUGGUGGGUGAUUCAAGUGUUAAUAUAUACCAUUACUGAUAGUGUUUUAAAAACAACAGGCAUUCAAACUGUUAUUGCAACCCAUUUAAAAAUAACGUAAUUAAUCUUAGAACUUCAAAAAUGCUAUAAUUUGUAUUUGUAAUUGCCCUACCAUUUUCUCCACCACCUGCCAGAUAUCUGCUGUGCUAUUUACUUGGGUUAAAGCAGAAAAAUGCUGUAAUUUGAUGCUGGAAAUGAAUAAAUAAUAAAAAAAAA